Fusarium verticillioides 7600 is the source of this 1005-nucleotide messenger RNA. RefSeq lists its product as hypothetical. The record is from RefSeq and is a predicted model, not a curated record. Gene Ontology annotation, cellular component: plasma membrane. NCBI's taxonomy places the organism in Eukaryota, Fungi, Ascomycota, Sordariomycetes, Hypocreales, Nectriaceae. Bases 157 to 843 code for a protein of 228 amino acids. The transcript has a single exon.
UCGACGAUAGCGGGUCGCCAUGAUUGGCAAUCCAAGCAUCUACCUAAUUUAAAUCCCCUCCUGACCGACCGACCGAGCAAGGAGAAUUCACGGAUAUAAACAACGCCUUGUCAGCUCUCUUCAUUCCCAGAGUUACAAGGCAAUCCCUCUUCAACCAUGGCGUUCACCAAAGUCGCGUUGCUCUCUCUUCUUUCGCUGGUCGCGGCCAGGGACGCGCUCCAAAGCCCCAUCGAAAGCCCUGUUCUCGGCGAAGUCACCCCACAGGGCUGCUUCAGUGCCCUCCCCAGUGAAGCCGAUGGACGAUCCGACACCUUCAACAGCGUCGGCUCAUGCGCCGACUACUGUGAGGAACAGAACAAGACGGUUGCGAUACUCAAGGGUGUAGAGUGUAUUUGCGCUGAUAUCUACCCCGACAAAUCUGCCAAGGUAGACGACGACAAGUGCGACACGCCUUGCCCUGGAUACGCCAAAGAUGCCUGUGGUGGAAAAGAUGCCUACAGCGUUUUCAACCUCGGUGUGAACUUGUUGCCUGGCAAUGAGGGUGACAAGAGAUCCUCGGGCUCAACUGCUAAAUCGACGGGUUCGACCAAAACUGCUGUUACGACGACUGCGACUGAAGUCUCUACCGCCAACGCUGAGACGACUUCUGCGCCUACGACUGAGGCUGAAGAGACAACAUCCGUUACCAAGCCUGAGAAGGCUUCCGCGACCGAAGCGACAACAAGCGACAGCACUGCGGUGUCUACUCCCAGCGCAUCAGCAUCAUCUGUCCCCGGCAACGCUGCGCGCAGACUUAAUAACCCCAUCGGCAACUUGGUUGGACUUUUGCGACAUCUGCUAUAAUGGUGGACUGGCGAUGAGAGAUUGGGGGGUUGGUCUGCCGUGGAUGGCAUCAAUUGAGGAAUAGAUUGCCCCAGAUCAUAGGAGAUCAUAGAGUAUUAUGACGAUGCACACAUGAUAGACUUAGGCUCAUGCAGGAAUUAAUCAUAAAACUUUGAGCUAUUG